Molecule: messenger RNA, 783 nt
Organism: Jaculus jaculus (lesser Egyptian jerboa)
Lineage: Eukaryota; Metazoa; Chordata; Mammalia; Rodentia; Dipodidae
Gene: Pdcd1lg2
Product: programmed cell death 1 ligand 2
Biological process (GO): immune response; negative regulation of T cell proliferation; T cell costimulation
Cellular component (GO): external side of plasma membrane
Source: RefSeq, a predicted model, not a curated record
AUGGCGGAAGCAUACACAGUAGACUAUGGCAGUAGUGUGACACUGCAGUAUGAUUUUGACCGUGGAGAAUGUAUGGAACUUCAAGUCAUAAAAGCCAUUUUGCAAAAGGUGGAAAAUGGUGGCUCCUUGCCCAAUGAUAAAGCCACUCUGCUGGAGGAUCAGGUGCCCCUGGGGAAGGCUUCAUUCCACAUCUCCCAGGUCCAAGUGAGAGAUGCAGGCCAAUACCUUUGUGUGGUCAUAUGCAGACAUGCCUGGGACUACACGCAUCUGACCAUUAAAGUCAAAGCUUCCUAUAAGAAAACAGAUACUGGCAUUCUACAGUUCCCAGGAACAGAUGAGGUGGAGCUCACUUGCCAGGCUACAGUACCUCUGGCCAAAGUGUCAUGGCCAAACACCAGUAUGGAACCCAAAGUCGCCACAAUGUCUUGGACUCACAUUUUCAUAUUUUCCUGCAUCAUGGCUCUAAUUCUCAUCGCCAUGAUGGUAAUCCUGAGAAGGUGGCUAUCCGUGAAGAGAAUUCUAGCAAAGUGCAAUCAGAACCAGCAGCCACCUCACCUUACAUCCUUUAUAACCAUCUUUAUGACUAUAAUGUCCAAAUGCAACAGCUGUGUGGGCUCCAAAACACUGAAGUCUGUUGGCAUUCAUACCUGGCUGGGCUGCAACAACCUAAGCCAGUCAGAGUCCUUACCUACAAAGAGUCCACUGGUCUGUAAAGUCAAAGGUGACUGUCACCCGGGUGUCUGCCCCAUGUUGGGAGAGUCGGAUGCUCAAGAAUCAAAGUGA